GAGGCGGUUCUGCGCACGUGCCGAGUGGCUGUGGGAGGCGCAGGAUGGCGGCGGUCGGCUGCCGCUUGCUGGCGGGUUUGACCGCCGGCCGUUGCCGAGGUGGUGGGGGUCACCUCUAUUCUAUUUGGGCGGUUGUUCACCACCGAGCCAGGGCGCUUGGUGUAUCUUCUGGAUUGCUUUCAGUCAUUGGCUUGUGGCAAAACCAACAGCAGCACAGGAACCUUUCCUUGCACGAAUACCUAAGCAUUCGUUUACUGGAAGAUGCUGGGAUCUCUGUACCGAAGGGUAAAGUUGUUUCUACGGCCGAAGAAGCAUAUGAUACUGCCAAAGCAAUUGGUUCAAGAGAUCUUGUUGUAAAAGCACAGGUUUUGGCCGGUGGCAGAGGAAAAGGUGUAUUUGAAGGAGGUCUGAAAGGGGGCGUUCAAAUUGUUUAUUCUCCAGAGCAAGCCCGGGAUGUUACUUCCCAAAUGAUUGGAAGGAAGUUAUUUACCAAACAAACGGGUGCAAAAGGAAGAAUAUGCAAUAAGGUAUUGAUCUGUGAGCGAAAGUAUCCCAGGAAAGAAUAUUACUUUGCAAUAACACUGGAAAGGACAUUUCAGGGGCCAGUAUUAAUAGGAAGUUCUCAGGGCGGGGUUAACAUAGAAGAUGUAGCAGCUGAAAACCCUGAAGCAAUUGUGAAAGAGCCUAUUGAUAUAAUUGAAGGUGCCAAGAAAGAAAAAGCUGUCAAGCUAGCAAAGAAAAUGGGUUUUCCACCUAAUGUCAUAGAAGAUGCAGCAGAGAACAUGAUCAAAUUAUACAAUGUGUUUGUUAAAUAUGAUGCCAGUAUGUUAGAGAUAAAUCCUAUGGUGGAGGAUGCCUCUGGAAUUGUAAUGUGCAUUGAUGCAAAAAUCACCUUUGAUUCUAAUGCUGCCUUCCGGCAGAAGGAUAUUUUUGCCCAGAGGGACUGGAGUCAAGAAGAUGAACAGGACAAGCAAGCAGCCACAGCAGAUCUUAAUUACAUUGGAUUGGAUGGAAAUAUUGGUUGUUUGGUAAAUGGUGCAGGUCUGGCUAUGGCUACAAUGGAUAUCAUCAAGCUUCACGGAGGUACGCCUGCUAACUUUCUGGAUGUAGGUGGUGGAGCCACAUCUCAGCAAGUGACAGAGGCGUUUAAACUAAUUACUUCAAACAAAAAUGUAGUCGCUAUUCUGGUAAACAUAUUUGGUGGCAUCAUGAGCUGUGAUAUAAUUGCUAAAGGUAUUAUUCUAGCUGUGGAAGACUUGGAUUUGAAGAUCCCUAUAGUUGUGAGAUUACAAGGCACGCAAGUAGAUGAUGCCAAAGCACUGCUUGCUGCCAGCAGUUUCAAAAUCCUAGGUUGCGAUGACUUGGAUGAAGCUGUGAAAAUGGUUGUAAAGCUUUCAGAAAUUAUGUCACUGGCAAAGGAGGCACAAGUGGACGUCCAAUUCCAGCUGCCCAUUUGACAUGUUUAUUAAAUAAAAUUCCUGUGCUGUUCACUAAUUGUGUUUAAAUCCCUAGUGUCUUUGUAAAGGGACUAUCUUAGCCAAGUAUUAAUACCGUGCACAUGUAAGAUUGAUUUGUGUACUGGUGUUCAUUGGGUUUUUAUGUUUGGUGUUGCUGUGCAGGCAGUGGUAGUUUUGUAAAUUAUUACUUAUUUAGAAAUUGCGUUUCACCCCAAAUUUUAGCUCUGAUGUGUGACCAGCUGGUUGAUCCUGAAGCACAACUGCACAAACAAGUCUGAAUUGACCUGCGGCUUCCAUAACCUUCCUUCUAACGCAGUGCUUGUACUUACUAUUUGAAACAUCUCCAAUUAAUGAGUACAUAUGCACGAUUGAAAGACAGUUAUUCUUUGGAUGCAUUUUAUGAAGCCAUUGAAUGGUCAAACCUUCAGUCUUUACAUCAUUGUUCCUCUGCAUAGCAUUAACAUUAUUAAUUAACGUUCCUAACUCCUGGACAACCUUUCAAAAGCAAUUAAUGAAUUCAUUCAUUAAUCUCAAUGAUGGGACAGGAAAAAUAGACCUUAAUGCAAAAGAAGUUGGUAUUCAAAUAUGUUGUUGCUGUAUUUUUAGACUCAAAACAAAGUUACAGACAUUCGGAAAAAAUUGCUUGAAAUAUAUGCUGUAAAGUAUUUCUGCAAUAUGAUGAUUAAGCCUCAUAGGCCAGAGUUGGAGUAUUUAUUUUAAAUAUGCAUUAUCAAAACCAGUUAUUGCAUUUAAUAAAAUGAUUCAGUUCUGCAAAGACUUGCUUGAUAACCAGGGCUUUUCUGUGCAAAUUGGAGUUGACAUUCAAUGUCUAUGAAUGCAUGGUUCUGUGGUCAGUCUGAUUCCCACAUACCACAUUUUCUUCUGCAUGAGAUUUUUAAAGUACAACAAAGAGGAAAUGUGUCAGAAUUAUAAUGGUUUGUACACCACAUAAACUUGUAAUAUUCUCCAUUGUCCAUAUUGUAAUUUAUCUACAAUUAUUACCUACUGUUUUUGAUGUCCUGCUACCUCAUUCCUUGUUCACACCAACUUGUAUCCAUAUCUGGUUACCUAAUGUCUCAAAUGUAAACUUUCCUCCACAGUUAGCCAUCACAAUCCCUCUGAUUUCUGGAGAACAGUACAUUUCCACUGUAACUAAAAUAAAAAAAGUUAAGGGUAAAAUAAAA
Molecule: messenger RNA, 2641 nt
Organism: Amblyraja radiata (thorny skate)
Lineage: Eukaryota; Metazoa; Chordata; Chondrichthyes; Rajiformes; Rajidae
Product: succinate--CoA ligase [ADP-forming] subunit beta, mitochondrial-like
Exons: 11
Coding region: 45-1457 (470 amino acids)
Biological process (GO): succinyl-CoA metabolic process; tricarboxylic acid cycle
Cellular component (GO): succinate-CoA ligase complex; mitochondrion
Molecular function (GO): ATP binding; metal ion binding; succinate-CoA ligase (ADP-forming) activity
Source: RefSeq, a predicted model, not a curated record